CUCCACGAACAUCAUGGCAGCCUUGCCAGUUUUCCAUCCAACAGCAAAUACAACACGCGUCUUAUCGAAUCAUUGAUAUCGACUCGAAUUAUUGUACCUCCUCUUCGACACGAUCGCGACACCGGUUAUCUUCAUCCACGUGGAGUGUGGAGCUCUCGCGAACCCCGAAUCGCUCCAGCAUCGACCCGUUGAAUGCCGUUGGCGGCGUCAGCAGCAUCACGAUAGCCAUCGCGCAUAGUCUACACCUCACCACAUCCACCAAGACCUCCUCGCGAGACCCAUCAUGAACGCCGGCGGCGUCAUCGCCAUCAUUGUCAUCUUCUCCCUCCUCCUAGGCUUUGGCGGCUUCACAAUCUACACCCGCCUCCGCGCCAACCGUCUCGGCCUCCCCCGUCCGCCCCUCUGGAACCCCUUCGCCAACCGCUCCUCCUCCUCCCCCGAAUACGCCGCGCCCUCUCCUGCACCCCACAACCCACUCACCUGGCUCACCUCGAAAAUCGCCUCGUUCCGCAACCAACGCACAGCCGGCGGCGCGUACGAAAGUACCGCUUCCUACCCUUCUGGCGGCGCACGAGGAGCAAGUGGAGGAGGAGGGAGACGAGGUUUUGGACCCCUCGAUCCGGAUGAAGCGUGGGAUAGUCGGGUGGAGAACGAGAUUGGAGGCGGGUAUUACGAGGGCGAAGACGUGGAGCUCGGACACUCGGGUGCCGCGGGUCCGUAUGGUGGAAGUGGAUAUGGAGGUUCAGCGGGGUACGCGGAACCCGGGGUCGGGGUGGGUGGAAGGGGACGAAGUCGGGAUCGACAGAGGGAGGUGGAUGAACGGUAUGAGGUUGAGACGGGCAGGGCGAAGAAUCCUUUUGGAGACGAUGCGGCGACGGAGAGUCUGAGGGGGGUGAGUCCUCGGCCGCAUACGCAGGAUACGGAGUAUAGAGGAGGAGGGCAGAAGGGGAAAGUGAGCGCGAUGCAGCAUAAGAAGGGGGCGGAGAGUGUGGAUGAUAGUCCGACGGAGAGGAGGACUUGUUUUACUUUGCAAGUUUUGUGUAAGAGGGCGAGCGAUGCAGCGGAGUGGGUGGACUUGGAGACCUGUUCGUGGCCUGCGACUCGAUUCACGGGUCAAAAUUGAAUUCGUUCAGCACUG
Zymoseptoria tritici IPO323 is the source of this 1138-nucleotide messenger RNA. RefSeq lists its product as uncharacterized. Lineage: Eukaryota; Fungi; Ascomycota; Dothideomycetes; Mycosphaerellales; Mycosphaerellaceae. The record is from RefSeq and is a predicted model, not a curated record. The coding region runs from base 284 to 1123 and encodes 279 amino acids. The transcript has 3 exons.